Messenger RNA from Aspergillus alliaceus, 1410 nucleotides. RefSeq lists its product as uncharacterized. The record is from RefSeq and is a predicted model, not a curated record. Bases 363 to 1295 code for a protein of 310 amino acids. The transcript has 5 exons. Lineage: Eukaryota; Fungi; Ascomycota; Eurotiomycetes; Eurotiales; Aspergillaceae.
UUGACAGCAAUUAACGGUCAUUGAUCCAAGCAAAGAGGGAUUCUACGGGGCGCGGGCCCAACAAACAAUCCUUCCAGCUUUGGGCUUGAAUUCCGAUUUGACAUCUGUUGAUGAACCUUCAGCCUAUACCGACCUAACAUUCACUAUUUGUUUAUCCUGCCAGCCGACCGACCGAUUGAGAAUUGAGGUGGUGGUUUCUAAUUGGCCGCGGGGACCCGUUCUGGUUUAAGAGGGAGGAUACCUGGUGGUCGAUUUCUUCGCACGUUCUGCUUGAGGCCAGGAGUUAUUUUAGGGUUCGCGGCGCUAGAAGAGGAACACACGCACAGCUGUCACGACUGGACAACUAUCCGGCAAUUUUCAACAUGCCUUUCAACAUGGCCUUGCUGUUGCUCGCCCUGUUCGCCUGGCAGGUCUCUGCCUCUUCAGAUAUCAUAUAUUGCUCAAGUGUGAAUACCGGAUCUUCAAACGCUGCAAAUAUCAGUGUGUAUCAGUCAAAUGGUCUAUGUACAGACCACUGUAAUGCCGAUUAUGCCUUUGGAAUCCUUCAAGGAAAGAGUUGCUGGUGUUCAAACAUUGCUCCCAAUAAAGCGACUAAUGUUGGCACGGCAAAAUGUGAUACUGGGUGCCCCGGCUAUCCCGACGAUAGCUGCGGAGACGCCUCCAAGGGCGUCUUUGCUUAUGUCCAGAUGAACCUGCAUGCACCCUCGGGAACAGCUACAGUCUCGUCGAGCGAGUCAACAUCCACAGAAUCAUCGACAAAAUCGUUGGAUUCUUCUAAAACCACUGAAACAUCGCCUAGCACGACCGCAAGCCAAGUGGUCGAAACUGUUGCCGGGGAAGUGAAAACAGUGACGGUCGCCAACCCAAAGUCAACGUCAACUUCAAGUGCUGAGUUGUCCCAGAAGAAUAGUGAUGGGUCGAGUUUGAGUGGAGGUGCAAUCGCUGGCAUCGUCAUCGGCGCGAUCGGCGGCUUAGCUGCUCUCAUAGCUAUAAUCUUCUUGCUUUUCUUUAAAAAGCGCCAGUCGCGUUCAAAUAGCCCGGAUCCGAGCGUCUCGAAUGUCUUGCUGGAUGGGAGAAACAGUAAAGGCUCUCAAAUGAGCUUCAUGAAGGGAGCGUACUCGGACAAUCACAGCCACACAUUAUCUGCCGGAUCUUCCAGAUUGCCAACAUUCACUGAUAACCGCUUGAAGACGGAUACGGUACUGUACCCUAGUGGCCGUCGCGACAGCGAAGUGUCACUUCAGGAUAAUGAAGACUACUCUCGACCAGUCCUUCGGCUUACGAACCCCGACUGAUAACCUUCGCCAAAUGGCUUCCUCCGUAAUCGAUUUCUUACUUAUCAUCUUCAUUUGCGCGUUCGGCGAAUAUAGCGGUCUUAUGAUACCCAUUUGUCACAUCCUUCUCAUCUAC